AUGGACGGGAAAUUUGGUGGGUUUGUUAUUGAUCUUAAUGAGACACCGUUGUCUUCUCCUCGCGAAACGAUUUUGGAUGACAACGACGACGUUGUGAUAAUUGAACGGCCUCCAGCGCCGGCUGUGGGGCUGGUUGAGGUGGGGAAGAGGAAUGGAGCUGCUGCGGCAGCUGGUGGUGGUCCUUCGGUGGUGUGUGUAGGGUGUGGAGAUGGGUUUAAAGGUAAGAUUGUGGGGAAUACUGAGGAGAUGAAGAAUUGGAAGUGUUUCAAGUGUUUGCUUAGAAAUGGCAGCGGAAGCACCCGUGGCCGAGGUAGUGGUGGUGGUGGAGGUGGAGGAGGUAGAAGGGUGGGACUAUUGGAUAUAAAUGCCUCGCCUCCGAGGGAGGCGGAGGUGGAGGCAGAGGGGGUUCACGUGGGCCCUGGUGUUGAUACGGCAGCUGCCUUGGCGAGGCGAGGUGGCGGGGACAGGAGUCACGGCGGCAAAGUGCAGGUUAUUGGUCACUCUUCCUAUUCUGCCCGUCCAAUAAAUCUUUUUUCAGCAUUUUCAAAUAUGUUGCCUCCUGAGAAAAGAUAUCAUCUUCAGAAGGCCCCACAGAUCCCAGCAGAUAUUGGUAAAUCAGGUACAGGUGAUCUAGUGAAUCAUGGUGGACUUUCUGAUACAAACUCGAAUAGGAAUAGUCCAGGAUUCACAUGUGAAGGGAUACUUCAGGGCAGUCAUUCUACAUCAACAAAUUAUCUUCCUCAGAGUCCAAAUGACAUCUAUCUUCAGGGUCUUAGAGAAUACGUUGCUGAAAAAAAAGGUGUCUUAGGUGAAGGUUGGCGUGUGGAAUUUGAGUUUUGCGAUAAAAGGCUGAAAACUUUUGCCGUUUACAUUGCCCCAAAAGGAAGUAGGUUUGAAUCAAUCUCUGAUGUUGCAGAACAUCUGGGUUUGCCCUCAAAUUCUCAUCUUCCACAAUCUGAGAAUGCAGAAAAUGGGUUGGUUCCUCUCCAGAAUGGAUCUCAUCUUUAUCAAAGAAGGAAGGAAUCAUCAGGGGACACGAAAUCUAGCAACUCUCGACCUCGUUCAAGUAUUCCGAAGAGCAGCAGCUUGCUGAGCGUGAACACUUGCCUGGAUGGAUUGCCUUUGCAGUUUGAGGACUUUUAUCUUAUAACAGCAGGCGUCAUUGAUUCACGUCCAACUUACCACAAUGCUAACCAGAUCUGGCCUGUAGGUUACAGAUCUAGCUGGCAUGAUAAGGUCACUGGGUCCCUCUUUUUAUUUGAGGUUAGAGAUGGUGGUGAUUCUGGACCGGUAUUUAUGGUUCAAAGAUAUCCAUGCUCGACACAGUCAAUCCCUGUUGGUUCAACAGUCCUCACCAGGCCAAAGUUCAGCUCUUGGAAUGGGGAAGGCACUGCUGGGAAAGAUGAUUUGGGAACAUUUGGUACUAUUGAUGACGAGAGUGUUUCAAUUCACAUGAUGCUGACAGAAAGUAGCCCACCUCAUCUGGAUGCUGAUAUCUCUUCUAAGAAGAUGGGGAGUCAAGGGCUUGAUGCUCAGAAGGCAAAUCUCUCCUCACCUGAUUCUUUUUCUCAAAAAUCUGGAGACUUGGUGUCCAAUUUACUUGGAGAUAGGGACAGCAUUGGUGAAUUUAAUGUGGAAGGAAGAUCGAUAUCUUAUGUAUGGGACAUGGUCUCUGAAACUUUUCUGCAUGCUUGCCAUGAAGCAUAUAAGCAAAAAGGCACAAUUCGGUUUGGAUGUGAUCAUGAAUAUUAUAGAGGCCAAGUAAAAAAUCUGGACAAUCCAGAUGCUUUAUCAAAGUAUUCUCAUUUUGCUGGCCCUGUUGUCAUGCCAUAUUUAAUUCAGAGGGAUACUGAGUUUGACUCCACUUGUCAAUUGAUUGCAAAGUGGUUGGAACAGGAAAGAUUUGGACUUAAUGAGGAAUUUGUGCAGGAGAUCAUAGAACAGCUUCCAGGUGUUAGUGGCUGUUUAGAAUAUAAGCCUUUGACUAAACGCAAGCAUCAUUCAACACAACAAACGGUCAGGAGUGGGUUCCUCCAGGCUAAAAGGAAGAGUGAUGCACACAGUCAGAUGGAAUCGGAUAGUUACUAUAUAAACUUAAUAAGACCCGGAAGGCAGCCAAAGUACUCAGCAUUAAGAGGUCAAUUUCCUCAAGGCAAGCCACUUUGCUCGAAACUUCCUGCUUAUUUGAUAGGUGAUGCUCUACAGACUUGGGAAUUCUUUUGGCGUUUCUUUGAAGUUUUAGAGCUGCAAGAAGCUUUCACUUUCCAGGAACUUGAAGCGGAAUUGAUUAAUCCAUGGCUUGAUGUGCCAAAUCUGUCAGAAAAAUCAGGCAAUGUAAUUCGUGGUUCUGGAGAUGGCUCUUCUAGAAGGGAGAGUGAAGUCUCACGAGUCAGAGCCUAUACUGGUUCUUACAGAUGUACUGGCAUUGUAUUGUCCAAGAUUCACAGCUCAUUACUGAAAGUGCUUGUAGGCGAGCUGCUUUCAAAAGUUGCUGUGUACGUGGAUCCUAAGUUUGAUGCUGGAGAACCUAGAUCAAGACGAGGCAGGAAAAAAGAUGCAGAGUAUACAGCUUUGUUCAUGAAAAUGAAGCUUGAUAUGAUGCCUAUCAACAGUCUUACUUGGCCUGAAAUUGCACGGAGAUUCAUUUUGGCAGUGUUAUCGAUGGAGGGUAACCUUGAUUCAGCAGAGAUUGCUUGCCGUGAGAGUGGCAAAGUUUUCCAUUGCCUGCGAGGUGAUGGUGGAACUCUUUGUGGCUCUCUAACAGGGGUUGCAGCAUUGGAGGCAGAUGCAGUUCUUCUUGCAGAGGCAACAAGGCAAAUAUUUGGUUCACUGACAGCUAAAGGUGAGGCAAUGUGCACGGAUGCAUAUAAAUCUGAUGCAGUGGGUGCUUCAAAAACAGUGGAGAUGGAUACUGAUGAAGUCCCUGAAUGGGCACAAGUGCUUGAGCCUGUGAGAAAGCUUCCCACAAAUGUUGGAGCUCGAAUUAGGAGGUGUGUCAACGAAGCUUUGCUGCGGAAUCCACCUGAAUGGGCAAAGAAGAUAUUGGAGCAUUCUAUAAGCAAGGAAGUCUAUAAAGGAAAUGCAUCAGGGCCAACAAAGAGAGCAGUUAUCUCAGUGCUGGAUGAUGUCAAUCGCGAGAAACCACAGCAAAAACCUGAGAAGAAAGAAAAGAUGAAGACCUUUAACAAUAUGCCUGAUCUUAUUAUGAAACAAUGUCGGAUUGUGCUAAGGCAAGCUGCAGCAGCAGACGAAGAUAGAGUCUUUUGCAAUCUGCUGGGGAAAACAUUGUUGAAUCCUAAUGAUAAUGACGACGAGGGACUUCUUGGUUAUCCUACAAUGGUUUCUCGUCCUUUGGAUUUUAGGACUAUUGAUUUGAGAUUGGCUGCUGGGGCCUAUGGGGGAUCUCAUGAAGCUUUUGCUGACGAUGUUCGAGAGGUUUGGCAUAAUAUACACACUGCAUAUAAAGGACAAAGCGAUUUGAUUGAUCUAGCUGAAACAUUAUCCCAGCAAUUUGAAGAUCUAUAUGAGAAAGAGGUUCUCAACCUUAUUCAGAAAACUAUGGUGCUUGCUGGCAUUCAGCCUACAAGCAGUGAAUCUGAUAAUCAGAGAGAUGAGAUGCUUGCAUCUGUGAGUGAGAGCUCACUUCCCAAAGCUCCUUGGGAGGAGGGGAUCUGUAAAGUUUGUGGCAUGGAUAAAGAUGAUGACAAUGUACUAUUGUGUGAUAGUUGUGAUUCUGAGUAUCAUACUUAUUGCUUGAAUCCUCCACUUGUAAGAAUUCCUGAGGGAAACUGGUAUUGCCCUUCUUGUAUUGCUGGUCAAUCCAUGUCUAACAGUGCUCCUUAUGGCACUCAAGUUGUAAACCGAUAUGGAAGAAGAAUACACCAGAGGAAAUAUUUACACCCGAUUUUGGAGAUGCUGGCUCAACUGGCAAAUACCAUGGAACUAAAGGACUACUGGGAGUUUAGUGUUGAGGAGAGAAUUUCGCUUUUGAAGUUCUUGUGUGAUGAGGCAUUGAAUUCAGCCAUCAUUUGUGACCAUAUUGAACGAAGCAGCACUAGAUUUGGUGAUUUACAGCAGAAAUUGCGUUCCCUCAAUUCUGAACGGAAACUUUUGAAAUUCAAGGAAGAAAAUUUGGUUGCAAACAUGGCAAAGACAAAGGGCCAUGUGCAGGGUGGAAGUGGAGAAUCGGAGUUGAAUGAGAUGGCAUCUCUGCCUGCUGACGAUGGGAAAUUUAAGGCACAGUUGACUAAUAGCAGCAAGGUUUCACCCUUUGGUAGCUUAAUUAAGAUGGAGGAUGGUCAACAGGCCAAAGAUCAAAGUGAUUAUAGUUCAACAAGCAUGUUGGAGAAGCAAUAUCCUACCGUAAACACUCAAGUUUCAAAGGCUUCUCUUGCAGUUAAUCAACUACGAGGUCAGCCUUCUGGAAUAGAUCUUAUUCAAUCAAGCUAUAUUAAAGGAUCUAAGUGCAAGAAUGAGUUGGCAACGUCUAUUCAACAAAAAGAUGAUCAAAGUGAAGACAAUGGUGGGACUAAUAUUGAUGAAUCCCAGGAGUUGGGAUGUGGUAGUUCCAGUGUUUCAAUUCUAUCUACAGGUCAGCUAAUGCCAGAAAACAAAUUGUCUGCCACAUCGAGUGAACAUGCAUUCGUGCAUAUGCCUUCCUCUCCGGUUCACCAGUGUUCUACCCAUGCCAAUGAUGGUCUUUCACAAGAGUGCGAUGCUCAAUUGAGCAACCUUAAGAGCGAGAUAACUCGUUUGCAGGACUCAAUAGAUACACUUGAGUCGGAACUCCUCAGGACAUCUGUAAGGAAGGAAUUCUUGGGAAGGGAUGCUGAUGGCAGACUCUAUUGGGGUUUUGGCAGGCCCAGUGCUUGUCCACAGAUAUUGGUCAAUGCGAGUUUGAAAGCAGAACAGGUGGUUGAACCAAAGAGUUUCUUCCAUAACUUUAAUUCAUGGAUGUCUUAUAGUGCUGGCACUGAUGUUGAAGAACUCAUGAAUUGGCUGGAUGAUGGAGACACAAGGGAGAGAGAAUUGAAAGAAGCUAUUUUACAGUGGCAAGGUAAUAAAUCCAUGGACAGCAGUCAUCCUGACAAUGAUAUCCUGGAUGGAGGACCGGUCAUUUCCAAUAACAUAUCUAGUGCAGGAAAAGCUAGAGAUUCUGAUUUUCUAGUCACGAAAGCUGUGAGUGCAAUGGAAAAAUGUUUUGGUCCUUGCUUGGAGAUAUGGACUAACGAUAUGCAUAAUAAUCUUCAGAAAAGUAGAUCUCCUGACGAAGGUAGAAUGUACAGGUGCGAGUGCUUGGAAUUGAUAUGGCCUUCUAGGAACCAUUGCUUCUCAUGUCACAGGACAUUUCCUAAUAGUGAAGAACUUACAGAGCAUGCUGGUGAAAAAUGCAAAACCUUUUCUACUCUUUGUCCAAGUAGCCAGAUAAGUGAACAAUCCUCAAAGCAUAAAAAUAUGUUGAGGAAUGAAAAGUCAGCAGAGAAAUGCUCUGGCAGUAUGAGCACUAGUUUGACAUCUUUGAGCGAGAAAUAUGGUAAUGGAUCUAGUUUCCUUGAUCAUUCACUGGAACCAGAGUGCCCAUUUAAUUUUCAGGAGAUUUUGUCAAAAUUCAAAGUUGAAAAUUCACUUACAGAAUUGGUAAAGGAAAUAGGAUUAAUUGGUUCCAAUGGUGUUGUAUCCUUUGUGCCUGGUAAAUCUCCUUAUCUUGAUGACGCUUCACUGACCUUGGCCCCAACAACUGAUAAUGCAAUUGGCCUAGGAGAUGUACCUUCAGUAUCAGAAAGUCAGCAGCAGCAAUCUGACCAUGGAGCUAAUACUGGGGUGAGUGCAAAUGAAAUUUCAGGUUAUCUGCAAGGCAGCAAACUUGACAAGCGUGAGGGCGUAGGAAAACCUGAGUUUGCAAAACCCAUGCUUCUAAGUCAAAGGGGUCAAUCUGCUUCUACAAAGGAAAGAAACUCAGUGCUUGGCAUAUAUAAGAGAUGUGUGAUUCGUGAAUCCUCAUUGAUUCCAAAAGUAGGCAAAGCUUCUGAAAUUCUUAGGUGUCUGAAAAUUAACUUGCUUGACAUGGAUGCUGCUCUCCCUGAUGCUUCUCUCAGGGCAUCAAGAUCACACUCAAACAGAAGAUGUGCCUGGCGAACAUUUGUAAAAUCUGCCAAGAGCUUAUAUGAGAUGGUUCAAGCUACAAUCGUACUUGAGGACACAAUCAAAACGGAAUACCUAAGAAAUGACUGGUGGUACUGGUCGUCCCCUUCAGCUGCAGCUAAUAUUUCAACUCUCUCUGCACUUGCUCUUCGCAUAUACUCCUUGGAUUCUGCAAUAUUAUAUGAGAAACCUACUUUGACUCAUGACCCAAUGGAAACAACUCUUGAUUGCAAAUCCGAGAAGGAAGCUCUGCAAAGUUCAGGCCCAACUAAUAACUUGAAGCCUAGCAAUCAGCUGAUGCAAAAGAUGCCUGAUUCAGAUUCUGGAGAGAAUUCAAAACCAAGGACCAGAGCAAGCAAGCGAAGGAGAGAUUCUGGAGUUUAAUUUUCGAUAUGUACCUUCCUCUCUUUAGGAGAGCGAAGGUAGUCUGAGCAGAGUUUAUUCCAUUGGCAUGGUGGACUCCAAUGUGCUUAAGCCUCUCUCUAUUGGUGUUCGGCAAGGUACUAAGAGCUCUUUAUCUGGUCACUGAUUUGACUACAAUCUGAGAGUAACUGGUUUCUGGUGGAUAGCCUGCAAAUUAUCAGGCAUCCUUGUGCAGCUAUUCGUUUGUUGCUAAUUUAUUCUGAGAAGCAAAGAAACUUCAUGGCCUUGCUCUCCCUGGUCUGCUGGGUAAAGAUGUCUACCACGACAGAGAACUUGGAGCAAGCUCGGACGGAUUUUUGCUCAGAAUUGUGUUCUGGCUGCCCUUUUACAAGGUAGAUCAAGUUUUGCAUAGUGGAAGUACAAAUUAGGCAAAGCGAGAUGUUUUCAUAUAAACAAAACAGUCAAAGAAACGAGGCAUAGGAAACAAGUCAACGUCGUCAUGUACAUAGAUAGGAAACUGAGCAGGUGUAGGUUUGUGUAUAUAUUGAGAGAGAUUUCAUCAUCUUACGUGUCCUAUUGAGAGACUGGAACUAAUUAUUUCGCAUUCGCUAAUAGAAAGAAG
Molecule: messenger RNA, 7126 nt
Organism: Coffea eugenioides
Lineage: Eukaryota; Viridiplantae; Streptophyta; Magnoliopsida; Gentianales; Rubiaceae
Product: methyl-CpG-binding domain-containing protein 9
Exons: 10
Coding region: 1-6525 (2174 amino acids)
Cellular component (GO): nucleus
Molecular function (GO): DNA binding; protein binding
Source: RefSeq, a predicted model, not a curated record